AUGAACUCCAAGAACAUGUAUACGAUGAUAGAGUAUCUGGGCAUUAUGCUGCUUCUUGGACAGUCUUUUUGCAUGGUUCAAGGCGAUGUCCAUUUCUAUGAUUUUAUUCUUAGGGAGAAAAACUUCACCAGGCUGUGUAAGACGAAGAGCAUGCUGGUUGUAAAUGAGAGUUUUCCAGGGCCAGUAAUCCGGAUUCACAAAGGGGAUACGGUGUAUGUUAAUGUCCACAACCAAGGAUACUAUGGGAUCACUAUUCACUGGCACGGUGUGAUGCAACCAAGAAAUCCGUGGUCAGAUGGUCCAGAAUACGUCACACAGUGUCCUAUCCAACCCGGAACAAACUUCACGUAUGAGGUUAUAUUUUCUGACGAGGAAGGAACCCUUUGGUGGCAUGCUCAUAGCGAUUGGACACGAGCCACAGUUCAUGGUGCCAUAAUUGUCUUGCCUCGAGUUGGAUCCACCUAUCCAUUUGCCAAACCGGACGCAGAAGAGAUCUUAGUUCUUGCGGCAUGGUACACUGGGGAUUUGAAGGAGUUGGUGGAUGAGGCCCUGGUAACCGGUAACGACUUGCCGAGUUCUGAUGCUUAUACAAUCAACGGUGAACCGGGAGAUUUCUGUGCUUGCUCCAACGAAAUGACCUACCGUUGGAUGGUUGAUUACGGCAAAACCUAUCUUCUCCGAGUAGUCAAUGCUGUGAUGAACGCAGAAAUAUUCUACGCAGUUGCUGAACACAAUCUCACUGUUGUCGGGAUGGACGGACAUUAUAUCAAACCCAUCUCCACGUCAUACAUCAUGGUAAGCCCAGGACAAACAAUGGAUAUCUUAUUCAAAGCAAACCAGUCUGUCGGCCAAUAUUACAUGGCUGUCAGACAUUACUCAAGCGAAGACCCCUCCGUCACAGCAUUUGACCACGUCAAUACAACUGCAAUUGUAGAAUACAGAGGGAAUUAUACGAUCCCAUCAUCUCCUGAGUUUCCAAGUACACUUCCUUCUUACUUGGACUUCAUCUCUGCCAGGAACUUCACCAAUCGUAUAAGGAGUUUGGCAAACAAAGAGUACCCAGUUGAUGUCCCCCUCAACAUUACUAAGAGAAUGUUUAUUACAGUUUCCAUGAAUUCCCUCUACUGUCCAACCUGUACCGGAGGGCUUGAUGAUGCAAUUAUUGCUACAAGCAUGAAUAACAUAAGUUGGGUCAACCCUAGUACUACUGACGUGCUAUAUGCCUACUACAGGAAUAUCAGUGGGGCUUACACCUCAGACUUCCCAGACUACCCGCCUUCAUUCUAUAACUUUACAGGUGAUGAAUUUUCAGAAAACAUUGAUUUAACAGUGCAAGGGACGAAGGUGAAGGUGUUGAACUAUGGCGAGGAAGUGGAGAUAGUUUUUCAAGGGACCAGCCUGCUAUCAGGCUCGAUGAAUCAUCCGAUGCAUUUGCAUGGAUAUAGCUUCUACGUAGUUGGAAUAGGUUCUAAUAAUUUUGAUAAUGAGACAGAUCCAAAAGGGUUUAAUUUGGUUGAUCCUCCAGAAGUGAAUACUUUCGGAGUUCCUAAGAAGGGAUGGCUUGCCAUCAGAUUUCUUGCAAACAAUCCAGGUGUGUGGUUUUGGCAUUGUCAUUUUGAUCGACAUCUGAGCUGGGGUAUGAACACUGCAUUUAUAGUAAAGAAUGGGGCCACUACUGAGACAAGCAUUCGCCAGCCACCUGUUGACAUGCCUACUUGUAAAGUUCCGUUAAAAUCUUGGAUACGAAGCGACGAUGGGUUGGAUGAGGAAGAGACGGGGAACAAAACAAAAUUGGGUUAUUGA
This is a messenger RNA of Corylus avellana, 1803 nucleotides long. RefSeq names its product laccase-15-like. Gene Ontology annotation, molecular function: copper ion binding; hydroquinone:oxygen oxidoreductase activity. Gene Ontology annotation, cellular component: apoplast. The record is from RefSeq and is a predicted model, not a curated record. Gene Ontology annotation, biological process: lignin catabolic process. Lineage: Eukaryota; Viridiplantae; Streptophyta; Magnoliopsida; Fagales; Betulaceae.